This is a messenger RNA of Pocillopora meandrina, 606 nucleotides long. NCBI's taxonomy places the organism in Eukaryota, Metazoa, Cnidaria, Anthozoa, Scleractinia, Pocilloporidae. The record is from the annotation of a GenBank genome assembly.
AUGACGAGGAAACUUGUUGAAAAAUCCAACCUAGAUAAUUUACUUGAAUUACGAAAUGUGUGCAUUUUUAUUCUUGCUUUUGCUGGUUUCUUCCGAAUUGAGGAGGUUCUUCAUAUUAGAUAUGGAGACAUUACUUUUCAUAGUGACUACCUAACUAUCAACGUGGUCAGAAGUAAGACAAAUCAACUUAGGAAAGGGAGCCAAGUUGUAAUUUCAGAGAGCUCCAAUAUUGCUACCUGCCCUGUAAACAAUUUCAGGCGUUAUUUAAGAGAGGUUGAAAAGUUUCCAGUUCAAGCGGACCAUUAUGUCUUUAGGGCGUCGUACAAGUUUAAAUUAGGUCACAGACUAGUAUCUGUUAACAAGCCGCUAAGUUACUCAUGUACAAGAGAUUACUUCAAAUCUAGCUUUAAGGAUAUUGUUCCAGAUAUUUCUGUAUUCAGCACACAUUCCUUAGGAGCUGGUGGUGCUUCAGCUGCAGCUAAUGCUGGUGUUCCCGACAGAGUCUUUCAGAGGCACGGGCGUUGGAGAUCUGUUUCCGCCAAAAAUGUCUAUGUUGAUGAUAGUUUGAGUUCACGUUUAUCAGUGUCAAAAAAGUUAGGUAUUUAA